AUGCCUCAGAUGUUCCAGGGACCAUCCAACCUGGGGCGUGAAAUCGCGUCAAAAUGUCCCAUCAAACGAGAUCUCUCUCGUCAGCCAAUCAUUUCCAAAAUCCGCCACAGGGAGCUUUUUGAAAUGCCGGUUGUACCUAUUCAGCUGCUCGUUAAUGUUGACUACAGACCACUGCUCUCA
Molecule: messenger RNA, 180 nt
Organism: Opisthorchis viverrini
Lineage: Eukaryota; Metazoa; Platyhelminthes; Trematoda; Opisthorchiida; Opisthorchiidae
Exons: 2
Source: RefSeq, a predicted model, not a curated record